Camellia sinensis is the source of this 723-nucleotide messenger RNA. Lineage: Eukaryota; Viridiplantae; Streptophyta; Magnoliopsida; Ericales; Theaceae. The record is from RefSeq and is a predicted model, not a curated record.
CUCGAAUUAAAACCUGAAUGAAGACGCAUUAAAACUUCUCAACCCCCCAUCUCUCUCUCUCUCUCUCUCUCGCUCUCUCUCUUAACAAUUCAUGGCAGCUACAACAUCCACCAGUUGCACAAGCUUCUGCAACCUCAGAGCCAACCCAGUGGAGCCCAGGGUCCAGUCUCCCCCAACCCAUGGCUCACCAGGUGGGUGCGGAAAGCUCGAUGGGGUGGCCAUGUGGCUCGUCAAUGGAGUCGCAAGCGCAUUCUUCGCUUCCUUGGAACGAUGCUCUUGCAUCCGCAUAGCCACUGUAGACGACAGCGAUGAAGCCAACGAUUUGCCGUUGAUCUUCAACGACGGGAACUACUACCGCCAUGAUCACGGCGGCUCUGGUAGCCGGAGGAGGACAGGGAAAGGGAAGAAGGGGUCUGAUUCACGGGGCUUCAUGGCCGUGGAAGACUAAAUUAUGUGGCUUUUUUGGAAAAGUUUAUGUUCUUUGUUUUGGUAAGUUGGUAUUAUGGGGUGUUUUGGAGGAGGUGUGAAGUUUGUUUGUGUUUUGUUUUUUGGUUUUUGAAGGAUAUGGAAAGAAAAAAAAGAAGAAAAAAGUGGGCAAUCCUAUGAGUUAUUUUUGUUUUAUUUUUUGGUUUUGGUUUUGAUUAUUACUAUUAUGUCACAAAUAUGCAAAAAAAAUGCAAUAAGUUUUCUCCAACUUAAUUAAUUAUGUAAGUAGUUCUGCUA